Molecule: messenger RNA, 1221 nt
Organism: Metarhizium brunneum ARSEF 3297
Lineage: Eukaryota; Fungi; Ascomycota; Sordariomycetes; Hypocreales; Clavicipitaceae
Source: RefSeq, a predicted model, not a curated record
AUGCACUCUUGCGGCGUGUCGCCAUUCUGGACAACGCUUGCCCCCCAGCUUGGCCAUUGUGACGAGGCCGUUCAGCAUGCUCUCGUAGCGCUCGGUGCGGCAUAUAACCUAUACAAGGUCGGCAAAGGAGCUUCCAGUCAUCUGCAAGUGUCCUCGCCUGCGGUCGGGACGCUGGAGCGCUUCACCUGGCGGGAGUACAACCUGGCCAUACGGAAUCUUCACAGACAUCUUGAUAAGCCCGAGCCCGCGAGCAUUGCCGUUGUGCUCGUCUCCUGCCUGGCCUUCAUAUCCCUGGAGCUCCUUCGUGGCGAUCACUACACGGCGAUAGCGCACAUGCGCAACGGAAUACGCAUCCUCAUGUCGGCUCUGGACGUGCGCCGUCUUCGCGCCGCUGCGUCAAGACGUCGGGCAAGAGGGUCCUUCUUAUCCGACGCCGAUCUAUGGGAUAUUGUCACUCAGUUCCGUAACGUUGAGUUUGCUCUGGGGGGCUUCUCUUCCGACAUCCCCUUGCUCCUGGGACAACAGCUCCGCGGCGACACGCCCGACGCCCGGCCCAUCGCCAGCGUGGCCCAAGGCUACGACGCAAGAACACAAUACGUAAACGAAGUCAUGGUUCGCUGCUGGGAGCUGCGUGAGCACAGGGGCAGCCAGGUCUUCUGGGCGCAGCCGCAUAUGCAGCAAGAACUACACACUCUUCGCCAACGGGGCGUGGCGAUAAUGUCUGCUCUUGAGCUGCUGUGGGCUGGACCGCAGGCACCCCCGUUGGGAACAUGGCUGUCAUACAGUAGCCAGAUGGACUGGCUGCUGGUGAAUAGUGCGAGAACCAUGAUACAGCUUGUGCCGUUCGGCAUCGACUCCCACCUCAAGAUGGCCCAGGACCCCUGCUUCCAGGAUGAACUUUCACGGGGUGUCUCGUUUGCGGCCAAGAUGCUCCUGGCACAUAACCUAGAGGGGAAGCCGCCGUCGGAUUACACUCUUGAAACCGGCCUCAUCGCCCUCAUGUACUGGUCGUAUGUGUACAGCACGAGACUGGGGACAAAGGAAGCGGCCUUGAGGAUCCUUCAGGAGUCAACCCAGAGAGAAGGACCAUGGGAUGCCAGCCUUAGUCUGGGGUUUCUUUCUCGAGACACCAAGCCGCGCCUUCUCAUUAGUUUUUGGAGGGAGCCGCAAGCUAUUACGCACCCGGCUAUCCCUUGGCAAUUAAGAGUCGUCGAGCAUUGA